Molecule: messenger RNA, 1515 nt
Organism: Candidula unifasciata
Lineage: Eukaryota; Metazoa; Mollusca; Gastropoda; Stylommatophora; Geomitridae
Source: the annotation of a GenBank genome assembly
AUGAAAGAAUCCGUGGAUGUUGAAAUGAAGGAAGCGUCAACUUCUGAAGUGACAAAGCCAGAAGAGGCAGAGAAAGAAGAAGAGAAAAAGGAUCCCGAGCUUUUGACUUUAGAAGAUAUCAGAGAACAUGUUCGUCACAUUGAGAAAGCUGUGUCAACUAAAGAGCCCCGGUUCAUGUCUCGAGUCAUUCGGGCGCUGGUUAAUGUACGAAGAAAGUUGAAUCCACGAGUACUGUGCUCGCUCAUGAAAGGCUACUUUACUGCACCAAAUGUGUUGAACAGGGAGGAGCUGUUACCUUUUCUGGCAGAUGGCCAGAGUGAGGGGGGUAUGAAUGGAGUCUCUGGUGUCUUUCGUCCUCGCUCAGGCAAACUGGCUCAGAUUCCUAUCGUCCCAGAAAUUGAGAUUUACAUCCAUUUGCUUGUUCUGAUUUACCUGAUUGACACAAAACAGUUUGAGAGGGCAGUGGAGUGUUCAGAGCUGCUUAUGAAAAAGUUGACUGUACAAAAUAGACGUACAAUGGACAUGUUGUCUGCCAAGUGCUACUUCUACUACUCAAGGGCAUAUGAACUAACAAACAGACUGGAUGUCAUACGGACGCUCCUCCAUGCUAGACUUCGAACUGCAACCUUGCACUCAGAUUGUGAAGGGCAGGCCACUCUGUUGAACCUGCUGCUAAGGAACUACCUUCACUACAACCUGUAUGAACAGGCAGAUAAGCUGGUGUCCAAAUCAGCUUUUCCUGAAAGUGCAUCUAACAAUGAAUGGGCCAGAUUCUUGUACUAUUUAGGUCGUAUUAAGGCUGCCCAGUUGGAGUACUCUGAAGCCCACAAGCACUUACUACAGGCUAUGAGGAAAGCCCCCCAGCACAGUGCUGUAGGCUUUAAACAGAUGGUUCAGAAACUGGCCAUUACUGUGGAGUUACUGCUUGGAGAGAUCCCUGAUAGGUCUGUGUUCAGACAGCCAUCCAUGAGGAAAACCCUGGCUCCCUACUUCCAGCUGACACAAGCAGUGAGAGGAGGCAACCUGCAGAAGUUCAGCGAAACACUGGCCAAAUAUGGCAGCAAAUUUCAGUCCGAGAACACCUACACACUGAUUGUCCGCUUGCGCCAUAACGUCAUCAAGACUGGCGUGAGGAUGAUCAGUCUCAGCUAUUCACGCAUCUCCCUCCAGGACAUCGCCUACAGGCUCACCUUGGACAGUCCAGAAGAUGCAGAGUUCAUUGUAGCUAAGGCAAUUCGCGAUGGUGUCAUCGAAGCGACAAUAGACCACGAGAAUGGCUACGUCCAGUCCAAGGAGACCGGGGAUGUCUACAGCACCAAGGAACCGAUGGAUGCUUUCCACCAGAGAAUCAGUUUCUGUCUGGACAUUCAUAACCAGUCUGUGAAGGCCAUGCGUUUCCCACCAAAGUCAUACAACAAGGACUUGGAGUCUGCAGAGGAGAGGAGAGAGCGAGAGCAGCAGGAACUGGAAAGUGCCAAGGAAAUCGCAGAGGAAGACUUUGAUGGAUUUCCUUGA